CUCACGUAAAUACUUGUCCCAGCGGAUGUCAUUUUUUCCCCCCUGACACCACCAUUACCGCCAACUUAGCAAGGGACACUGUGUGAAGAAGAGAGGGGAAAAAAAAAAAGAGAAAUUCAGGACCGGGAAAAAGAGGAAAAAUAAUAUGAGUGUCUUGGGACGAAUCUAAUCUCCUUUGAGAGAGGGUCUCUCUUUGGACUCUUCCCUUCUUCCUUCCAACCUUCCUUCCUCCCGAUUCGUUCAUCCAUGGCUAGCUCGCUAGAUUUCCCUUGCCCCCCACCACCUUUAAUGGCGUCGUCUCCUUGAUUCCCAGAUCCCAUUUCUAUUCCACUCUCUGCUUACCCUUCCUCCAACCAAAACCAAAAGAUAGGAGAAAAAAAUUCCUCCCUUUUUCCGCCUUUUUUGUUGUACUAAUAAUCACUCUCUGAUUCAGUCAAUUAUCAUCCAUCCAUUUCGCAGAAAAGAUUCCCCUUUCCCCCGAGUAAAAGAUUUUCGACUUUCGCAACUCCAUCCAUCCCCCCACUUCGCUAAUUCCAGCUUCCCCACCCCUUCUUAUCAGAUCUGUUUCUCUUUCAAGCUGAAGUCUAGAUCUGGGUCGAGUCCAGAUUCGAUGCCCGUCUGAAGGAGAGGAUAGGGCGAGAGAGAGGAUGAAUUACUUCCCGGACGAGGUGUUGGAGCACAUCUUCGAUUUCGUGGGUUCCCACAAAGACAGGAACUCGGUGUCCCAGGUUUGUAAAUUGUGGUAUAGGAUCGAGAGUUACAGCCGGCAGAAGGUGUUCGUCGGGAACUGUUAUGCGAUUGGGCCGGAGAGGGUCGCGGAGAGAUUCUCGGGGCUGAAAUCGAUUACCCUCAAGGGGAAGCCUCAUUUCGCUGACUUCAAUCUUGUCCCUCCGGACUGGGGAGGCUUCGUUUACCCAUGGAUCGAGGCUUUCGCUAGGAGCCGGGUCGGGCUGGAGGAACUCCGGCUGAAAAGGAUGGUUGUUUCUGAUGAAAGCUUGGAGUUACUGUCUAGGUCUUUCCCUAAUUUCAAGUCUUUGGUUCUGGUGAGCUGUGAAGGGUUCACAACUGAUGGGUUAGCAGCUGUUGCUGCUUAUUGUAGGCAACUGAAGGAGCUGGACUUGCAAGAAAAUGAUGUCGAGGAUCACAGAGGGCAUUGGCUCAGCUGCUUCCCUGAAAGCAGCACAUCUCUUGUCUCACUCAAUUUUGCGUGCCUCAAAGGAGACAUUAAUUUGCCUGCUCUCGAAAGGCUCGUAGCUAGAUCCCCCAAUUUGAAGAGCUUGAGGUUGAGCCGUGCAGUACCUCUUGAUGUACUUCAGAGGAUACUGAUUCGAGCGCCCCAAUUGUUGGAUUUGGGAGUCGGCUCUUAUCUUCAUGAUCCAGAUUCCGAGAACUACAAUAAACUUGUAACCGCCAUUCAGAAGUGUAAAUCUGUUAGGAGUCUGUCUGGGUUUCUGGAUGUUGCUCCCCAUUGCCUGUCCGCUUUCCACAUUAUCUGCCCUAACUUGACCUCCUUGAACUUGAGCUAUGCCCCAGGAAUUUAUGAUAACGAGCUCAUAAAGCUCCUUCGUCACUGCCACAAGCUCCAGCGCUUAUGGAUACUAGAUUGCAUUGGUGAUAAAGGGCUUGAAGUCGUAGCUUCGACCUGCAAAGACCUUGAGGAGUUACGUGUCUUUCCAUCUGAUCCCUAUGUUGGACAAGCAGCUGUCACAGAGGAAGGCCUGGUCGCCAUCUCAAGAGGCUGCCAGAAGCUCAACUCGAUACUUUACUUCUGCCAACAGAUGACCAAUGCUGCACUCAUAACAGUUGCCAAGAACUGCCCUAACUUUGUCCGGUUCAGGCUCUGCAUCCUGGACCCCACAAAACCUGAUGCAGUGACCCAGCAGCCGCUCGAUGAAGGUUUCGGUGCAAUAGUCCAAGCAUGCAAGGAUCUGAAAAGAUUGUCCCUUUCUGGUCUUCUGACCGACCAAGUAUUUCUCUACAUUGGGAUGUAUGCAGAGCAGCUGGAGAUGCUGUCGAUAGCCUUUGCAGGGGACAGCGACAAAGGGAUGCAGUACGUGCUAAAGGGUUGCAAGAAGCUGAGGAAGCUGGAGAUAAGGGACAGUCCCUUUGGUAAUGCGGCGCUUCUGAUGGACGUGGCUAAGUACGAGACAAUGCGAUCCCUUUGGAUGUCGUCCUGUGAGGUCACGCUGGGAGGGUGCAAGGCUCUAGCAAAGAGGAUGCCCGGGUUAAAUGUAGAGAUUAUAAAUGAGAAUGAUCAGAUGGAGUUUGUUGGUGGGUGCGAUGAUGAUAGGCAGAAGGUGGAGAAGAUGUAUUUGUACCGUACUUUGGCCGGACAGAGGAGAGAUGCUCCGGAGUUUGUGUGGACGUUGUAAGUUUCUGAGGUAAGCUCAAUGUUGGUAAACUGAUGGUGAUGGAUUGCUGCUGUACUUCGUUGUAGGCCGACUGAUCGAUAGCUAUAAUGGAUGUUCUACUUAUGUAUGGUUUUUGAAAGGGGUUCAUGGCGGUGCGGUGGUGUUAUUUGUUGUACUUUGGGUCUUAGUUUUGUAAGAGAUUUGGAUAUGGGCUUCUAGCCUUCCUUUUCUUUAUUGGUAAUUCAUAAAAUGGAGUUGGUAAUUCAUAAUCUGUAGGGCGUCAGGAUUAUGCUGAUUUGCGCGUUGUUGUA
Molecule: messenger RNA, 2662 nt
Organism: Linum tenue
Lineage: Eukaryota; Viridiplantae; Streptophyta; Magnoliopsida; Malpighiales; Linaceae
Source: the annotation of a GenBank genome assembly